GCCCCCGCCCGCCAUGACCGCUCGCUGCGGCCGCCUUGGCCCCGCCUCCCGCCGCUGUUUGACCCUCUCGGGCCACCAUCGCGUCCUGUAACGGCGCCUCCGCGGCCUUGGCGCGCUCGGCGGUGCCGGGCGGCGGCUGCCGAGGUCCCGCGGCGCCGCGCAGCGAUGUCGGAGGCGAGCGGCAGUGAUAGGUUCUCCUCCUCGUCGGGGAGCUCGGGCGCCUCGCUGCCGUCCACCUCGCGGAACGGCGCCGUGCCUCAGCGGCGGCUGCAGGGCCGCUCGCCGGGCUCCGCCGGCAGGGACAUGGAGGAGGCGGGUGCGGAGGGCGAGCAGCCGCGGCGGCUGGAGGGCGGCGAGGGCGAUGAGCGCAGCAGGAGGAUCAUCCGGAACCAGUACCGGGAGCUCAUCUACAGCGUGCAGCAAAAUCGUGAGGAUAUGCUGAGUUCCAAAAGCAACAGACUGACGGAAGCUUUGGAAGAAGCCAAUAAACUGUUUAGUGGAGUUUCCUGUGCACGAGAGGCUGCGCUGGAUGCCCAAUUUCUUGUCUUAGCAUCAAACCUAGGAAAGGAGAAGGCCAAUGAGUUGCACUCUGACAUGACAACAUUUGAUUCACUAGUAUUUGCAGAAGACUUGUUAACCUUCAUGGGUAUAAAUCGCAUAGAAGUAGAAGAAAAUGAUAGUGAUUCUGACAGCAUUUCAGGCUAUUUACCUAAUGAUGCCUGGCAUAAACUGGGAGAAGAAACAGAAAAGUACUUCAGAAGAGCACCUUCUUUUCACUACAUGUUGGGAUCUUUCAAGUCUGAUCCUCCUGUCCCAAGGCAACGGAUUGAGAGGCAGAAAAAGGCUACAGGAGGAGAAGAAAAAAGGGCAAUGCCUGCUCAGUUGAAAAAAAUGGAGGAGUCUCAUCAGGAGGCUACAGAAAAAGAAGUAGAGAGGAUCUUGGGAUUAUUGCAAACUCAUUUUAAAAAUGAUCCUAGCACACCUAUUUCCUUCUUUGACCUUGUGAUUGAUCCCAACUCUUUUGCACGCACUGUGGAAAACAUCUUUCAUGUGUCCUUCAUUAUAAGGGAUGGUUUUGCAAGAAUAAAGCUGGAUGAAGAUAAAUUGCCAAUAAUAGAGCCUUCAGAAGACGACGAUGGAGGGGAGGGUGGCCAUAGUGCUGGAGCACGGAACCAGGUCGUCUUGUCUCUGAACUAUCAAGAAUGGAAGGAGAUUGUAGAUACAUAUGAAAUAACAGAACCCAUGAUUAGCCCUCCUCAUCACAGAAAUGAAGAUGAAAUGGAAAUAGAUUAAUUCUUGAGGUGCCUUGCAGAAAAUAUUUUAAAAUGUUUCCUUCGGAAAGUAUUUUAUAUGUGUAUAUAUAUUGUAAAACUAUUUUUAUUAGAACAUCUCGACACUUCCUAUGCGCUGUUUUGUUUAUACCUGUCAUGGGGUUAUUACUGUAUACUUUCUAUUUAUUAGGGCUUAGUUUGCUACUUUAUUUAAAGCUUACUGACGCUUCUAAGUAAAAAUGAAAUGCU
This is a messenger RNA of Strigops habroptila (Kakapo), 1520 nucleotides long. RefSeq names its product NSE4 homolog A, SMC5-SMC6 complex component (gene NSMCE4A). Bases 166 to 1293 code for a protein of 375 amino acids. Lineage: Eukaryota; Metazoa; Chordata; Aves; Psittaciformes; Psittacidae. The transcript has 11 exons. The record is from RefSeq and is a predicted model, not a curated record. Gene Ontology annotation, cellular component: Smc5-Smc6 complex; nucleus. Gene Ontology annotation, biological process: DNA repair.